CUAAUCCAAUGCCUCCCCUGUCCUGUGCCAAUGCUACUACUGCUGCUGCUAAUAUUUACUCUAAUCCUAACAAGCCUGUUCUUGGAGCUGGCGCUGAGGAGAACCUGGACUCCUUGGGACUGAUUGUUGAUGCGGCUCAUAAGUCAGCAGUCAAUAUUAUCGAUUUUGCCGGGUGA
Messenger RNA from Podarcis lilfordi (Lilford's wall lizard), 176 nucleotides. The record is from the annotation of a GenBank genome assembly. NCBI's taxonomy places the organism in Eukaryota, Metazoa, Chordata, Lepidosauria, Squamata, Lacertidae.